This is a messenger RNA of Sporisorium graminicola, 909 nucleotides long. RefSeq lists its product as uncharacterized. The record is from RefSeq and is a predicted model, not a curated record. Lineage: Eukaryota; Fungi; Basidiomycota; Ustilaginomycetes; Ustilaginales; Ustilaginaceae. Gene Ontology annotation, molecular function: phosphatidylinositol binding. Bases 1 to 909 code for a protein of 302 amino acids. The transcript has a single exon.
AUGGCACAGGCACAGCCUCUCCAGGGCAUCUCGAUACCGCGCUACGAAUCUCGCUCGAGCACCGCUUCGUCGUACAUUGUCUUCGCCGUCGUCAUCCAGCUCCCCGUGCGCUCAUGGACCGUGUACCGACGCUACUCUGACUUCGUCCGGCUCGACAAGAACCUCGCUGCCAGUCCAAAUGCUCCUUCCUCCAGCGGCGAUCGAGAACCUGGUGGAGCAGGGAAACCGCCACCUCGGCCACUUCCACCUCGAGAACGCGCGAGGGAGUGGAAGAAGACCUUUUCAGGCUUUCUCUCAUUCGCUACCGGUGAUCAGAGCUAUGACGACUACGAUCAGGAGAUCUGGUUGAAGGAGCGGAUGCAGGCGUUGGAGAUGUACCUCAAAGCCAUAGUCAUGGAUCAAGAUGCUGGAUGGAGGGAGUCAGAGGCGUUCAAGUCGUUCAUCGAAUGGCCGAUGAGUAUCAAGAUGGUCACCGCAGUCACAUCGCCCGCAACGGCCUCCCCUCGAGCUGCGAGAACAACACCCGCCGCACGCACCACAACGAGCAUGCCAGGUGGGCUCCCCCCAGGUACCAGAGCGCUUGGCGCAGCAGCAGCUAACACACCCCGACCACCGGCACAAGAAACAGACACCACACGACCGCUCAACAACGGUCAACUCUUCCAAUCUCAAACUGAUGCCAUGGACCAACAGGACGAACAACUGCUCAAUUUAGCCGCUAUCCUCCGCCGACAGAGGCAGAUGGGAGAAGCCAUCAACCAGGAGCUCGGGGAGCAAACCGAGUUGCUCGGUCAAUUGGAUUCAGAAGUCGAGGUUACCCAGGCAAAUCUCAGCAAGGCGGAUGCGAAGAUGGACCGCUUCGAUGGAGGCAAAGCGAAAAAAAAGGCGGGCAUCGGGAGAAAGUUUUGA